Betta splendens (Siamese fighting fish) is the source of this 1227-nucleotide messenger RNA. RefSeq lists its product as uncharacterized. The record is from RefSeq and is a predicted model, not a curated record. The coding region runs from base 281 to 973 and encodes 230 amino acids. The transcript is spliced from 6 exons. Lineage: Eukaryota; Metazoa; Chordata; Actinopteri; Anabantiformes; Osphronemidae.
CUCAUUAAGUCACCCGCUUCGGACGUUAUCACGGCAUUCAAUGGCCAUUAUCAGUGGUUGUCAGCUUAUACUUAUGGGCCAAUAGGUGCCUACUCCACCUACUGACAGCGGUGAGUAGGUGCAGCAGGUCGUCGUCAUCUAUUCCUAAAGUAGAUCACGGCUUGGAGGACCAAACCAACUGAAUCCAGAUCCACUAGAGGCGCUGUUGAACCCUUUUUCUUCACACGGGAGAAUCGACGCGCUGAUCAAGGCAGGAUGGAAGAAAGGGGUAAGCUAUGUAAUGUCAUACAUAUUUAAAACCUUGUUUUGUUCACCUAAUGCUUUGUUUUGCUCAUUGCUUCACACAGGCAGAACAAUAAUAACAGACCAGCAAAAACAAUCUUUAAAACACUUUUUUGAAAAAGGAAUGAGAAGUGUUGGGUCUCCAUUGGUACAAGCAGCUGCUGAAAUCACUGCGUUGCCGCCUUCUAUCAUAGAGGUGUCCAGCCUUGAGGAGUUGGGUGUGGAAACAAUUGUACUGUCGUUUGACCACCAAAAGGCCACAAUGGAAGUCAGUGAAGUGAGCAGUAAAGGAGCUUCAGAAUUUCUGGCCUCUACAGACACUGUCAACAAUUUUGCCCUCCACUUUAAAGCUUCUUCCUCAGCCAUACGUACCACAAAGGAACCAGUCAGUGUCUUGGUCAAGAGGGUGCAGGAACUGUUUAACCAGAAAUACAAGGACGUCGGGGGUGUUGGGAAGAUUCCAUACCAGUCUCUUCGAAAUCACAAUGUCACCAUUCAUGCUGCUGGAUUGCCCAAAGGCCUAACAUUAAAAAAGCCAUCUUUCUAUGGAAGAAAACAACUAGAGGACAUAAUAAAGGCUGAAGAUCAGAUUUCUUUCCAUAUAGGUGGAGAAAAUGGGGCACAAUCACAGACUGUGGAAGAAAUACUGGAUGCCAUGUGUGGAAACGGUAGGUUUCUUGUGUUAUUAUAGUUGUCAUGAUCUGUGUUUUUGUUUCUAGUUGUUUCCUGUCGUCACGCCAUGUCCUGUCUUAUUUUGUUAACUUCCUGUCACUCUCCGGUUCCCAGUAUCCACACCUGUUACCCAUCAGUAAUCAGCACCUGUAUUUAACCUCCACCUCUUACCUACCCCAGUCGCCAGAUUGUUGUAUUCGAAGUUCAUUUGUGUUCCGUGUUUCCUGAGCGUUCCGUGUUUCUCCAGUGUAUUCGUUUUUCAUCAGUGUCGCU